GUUUUGUAUGUACGUUUUAGUCUCCCGCGGUGGAGCGUGUGCUUUUUGGCCAUGUGGCCGGUAUCAUGAUGAGGUUAUUGUCUACUUUUGUGCCAAGUGCUACUGUGUCAGUCAUUGAAUGCAAUAAACUGUGAUAUUUAUGUACCUAUGGUUUUGGUUUUGAAAGGAAUGAUAUUCCUUGGCGCCCUAAAGAAAUUCAAUGCUAGGACCACGCCCCUCUAUCCGGCACUGCUGAGCUAGCAUCCAGUUUUUGUUUUUAAAGAGUAACUUUGCACGUUACACUUGUUAAUUCUUUAACCUUUUUCACAGAAUUGCAAUUAUUUUAAUUUGAUUUUAUUACAGUAAUGCAGAAAGGUGAAGGUACCUCGUGCUAUUAUCGUUUUUUAACAAAAGGUCAGCAGUGGAUUUGGCUUCAAACUAGAUUUUACAUUACAUAUCAUCAAUGGAACUCAAAACCUGAGUUUAUUGUUUGCACUCAUAGAGUUAUAAACUAUAUGAAUGCAUUGAGGCAAUCAAGAGGUGAUGGAGAUGCAUCUGUGGAUCACAAUGGUAGUCAAGAUGACAAUGAAACUCUACCUUUAGAUUCUGACCACAAACUUCAAACAGUGGCUGCCUCAUCGCCGUGGUCCUCCAAAUCAUCUGUUGGUAAAGCUUCUCGCUUGGCAUUGACAAAUGUAAGCUCACCUGCACCAUCAGGCUCAAUCGUUUCCACAGGUGCUAGAGGGAGAGGUCAAAUGUCUUUUCAUGGUACUGGACCGGACUCUGACUCUAAUUCUAUGUCAACUGACUCCGUCACUUCAAGACAGUCACAUCUUCGGACCAGCUCUCAUGGUCCCUCCACAAUGCGUGCUCAAAGCAAUCAGCGUUAUCAUUCGGUACCCCAGCCAAGUACAUCCUCUGGAAUUCAGCAAUCAGUAGAGCCACCCACUAAGUUGAUGUGCACACAAAUGCCUGCUGCACCAAAUGUUGCCAUUCAAGCAAUGCCUGGAAUACAAGCUGUUGCUAAUCUCCCAUCAGCAGAACCACCAGCACCACAUCCUCAGCAGUUUAUGGCUGCUAUUCCUGUACAGCCUGUUAUAGCUGGAGGAUUCACCGCUCCUACUGCAACAGUUUCUACAUCUGCUGAAGUAAAUUUGUUACCUCAGCCUGUAAUGAUGAGUCCAGCUCAGACCCAAUACCAAGAACAACUUCAAAGAAAACAUGAGGAACUUCAACAGAUGAUACUGCAACAACAGCAGGAACUUCGCCUUGUUUCUGAUCAAUUAUUAAUGGCUCGUUAUGGUAUUGUUCCUGCAUCUCUGCUCAAUGUGUCGCUCCCGUACACAGUGGCAAGCAAUGCUGUUGGCUCCACUGUAACACACCAAGCUUUAGCUCCUACUUCACUACCAAUUCCAGUACCUGCCUCAUCAGAACUCUUUGUUACUCCACAUCACCAUUCUCUUGUUCACUCUCCACUUGCUGUUGCUCCCCCUGUGGUUGUAGAUCCUCAGCAGAUGAACCUGCAAGCUGGAACAGAAGACAUGGUUCCAUUCCAACUAUCCCAACAACAGGCCCAGCUUUUACUCAACUUCAAUCCUAAUGCUUCUACUCAGCACCGCCAAUAAAUUUGAGAUUUUUCUAAUCAUCUAAGUAUAUCUAAAUAUUCAGUGUUACCAGUAGGAAAACUUUAAAGAAUAUCAAGUACUUAUUAGUUACAUUUGACAUUGGUCAUUGGUAUUGAAUUGAAUUUUUGUAUGUCCACUGAGAGUCAAUUUGCUUUAUGUACAAGCACCAACUCGUCAUAUUUUUUGGUUUUUAUUAUAAAAUAUCUUAAUCAGGGCAGAAAGAUAGAAUUUUCAAACUUUUUUCUUUACUUUGUUACCAGAGUGCCAACAUAACAAUGGAAGACUAUCUCUUGUUGAUGGAUUUCAAUUGCCAUUAGUUAUUUUAUUUUUAUUUUUUUGUGAUUGUUUAUUAUGUAUUAAGAUUGAUUCGAGUGUAUUAUUACCUGAUCUGUUAAUGGCUUUAGUAAGGUUCAUGUAUCAUUAACAUUAUUUAAGUUUAAUGUGAGUUGCUCAGGGUGUGAUAAGUCUGAGGGCAAAGCAUUUGUGUGAUGAGUCCUUCUAGUGGUUGUUCAUUGGAAAAUAUUUACACUCUUGCCAUUCUUUUAUUAAAGAAAGGUUUUAUGAAAUUGCUAUUACCCUUAGACCCCAUAAACUUUAUAAUCGCUAUCUUUUAUCUGUAUUCAUUACUUUAUUACAAGUGAGACAGCAUUGAUUUUAAUGAAUUAUUAUCCCUGGAUGGUGGUGUCUUUCAUCUUCGUCUAUCUCUAUCCUCUUCUUUUUUUUGCUCAAUUUUUAAUUAGAAAUUUUAAGAUUGUAAGCUGAUAAAUAUGGGAAACUAUUUAAAGGGUCAUUUGGUUGUAAACCCUCCUGACCCUCCUGUAUUACAGGCUAUGAACCCCGUUCAUAACUGCUGUCCUAUAGUUUUGUUUUCAGAUUAUCUGCUUAUCAGUUCAAGUAUCAUUAUUUUACAUUGCUUCAAAUGCUGUUUUCUGCUCCUAUGUGUGGUGUGUGCCAAAAUGCAUAAAUGUUAGUGUAACUUCUUUAAAAUGCAAGCUGUUUGUGUUUCGGAGAAAAUCUAUUUUUGAAAGUUACCUGAGUCAGAUUGUAUAUGUAAUAUAGUAAGUGAAUGGAAAUUGGGCUGUUUUUAUUAGAUGAAUUA
Messenger RNA from Frankliniella occidentalis (western flower thrips), 2703 nucleotides. Its product is annotated as circadian locomoter output cycles protein kaput-like. The record is from RefSeq and is a predicted model, not a curated record. Gene Ontology annotation, cellular component: CLOCK-BMAL transcription complex. The coding region runs from base 345 to 1604 and encodes 419 amino acids. The transcript has 7 exons. Gene Ontology annotation, biological process: regulation of transcription by RNA polymerase II; circadian regulation of gene expression. NCBI's taxonomy places the organism in Eukaryota, Metazoa, Arthropoda, Insecta, Thysanoptera, Thripidae. Gene Ontology annotation, molecular function: RNA polymerase II cis-regulatory region sequence-specific DNA binding; DNA-binding transcription factor activity, RNA polymerase II-specific.